This is a messenger RNA of Oreochromis aureus, 4339 nucleotides long. It is a transcript of the gene htr1d, whose product is annotated as 5-hydroxytryptamine (serotonin) receptor 1D, G protein-coupled. The transcript is spliced from 2 exons. Gene Ontology annotation, molecular function: G protein-coupled serotonin receptor activity; neurotransmitter receptor activity. The record is from RefSeq and is a predicted model, not a curated record. Lineage: Eukaryota; Metazoa; Chordata; Actinopteri; Cichliformes; Cichlidae. Gene Ontology annotation, cellular component: plasma membrane; dendrite. Gene Ontology annotation, biological process: chemical synaptic transmission; regulation of locomotion; smooth muscle contraction. Bases 1407 to 2564 code for a protein of 385 amino acids.
UAAUCUUCCCGGUGGAGAAUCGUUCGCAUCAGCUCCAGGAAGUCCCCGUGUCUUCCACCGUGGGGGUAAAUUAUUACUGGAGACACCCCACAACGAACUGCAUCCUUGCGCAUACAACGAAGCUUCGCCAGUACAGCAGUUUUCACACUUUUCAGACCGUGGGGAUUUAACUCUGGUAAUAAAAAAAGAAAGCAGCUUUGCCAGUGACUGUGAAGAAGUCGCUGAAAGUGUGAGAAAGUGUCAAAUAUCAGAUUUGAACGCUAACCACACGACCGCCUUAACUGUGUUUAUACCCACACGAAGGAUCUGCCUUUCAGAUAAGAGUUGAAGGAACCUCAGCGCAUACAGCAGCAACAUCUACAGAAGCAGAUGCGCUUUUAGUAUAACCAGUCUGAGUUCCGACUGUUUGUACUGGACGUGCGUAAAUAAAGGACGCCUCCAAAGAGAUUCCGGGAUAGCUUUUAUACUCCAAAAGAAGAAAGACUGAAUAUCAACAGACGGAGAACAUCCACGGAAGAAAAUGCCUCGGAAGAAGCUGGAUGAAAAUCUGACAAAACCUCGCAAUCUGUACAGACUCUACAAGUGAACAUCUGUCUGACAGGCGAUGCUGUGAGAAGAGACAUAUGGAUGUUGAAGAAUUACCUAUGAGCUACAUUUAUAAGUUUUUCCUUGGUUUGAUGCUGAUCAUGUAACUGUAGUGCUUUGGCUUCCCGACAUCAUUAGAAAUAGUGAGCAAGCCAAGUUACAGUCAGAACCUCAAUCCUUAAGCUUUCCUGUGGACUUCAGAAAAGAUAAGAGAGAGAGAGCGCAAGCAAACCUUUGUAUCUGUUGUCAUCAUCUUCCUACGCACAGUUCCCUGGUUUGCUUUAUUGAAAAGGAGGAGCCCAUUAAAGCAUUUGACAGAUAGGAAAAGCUUGGUCUGAAGGUGUGGUUGCUGGCUGGCUGCUGGUUGGAGAUGAGAUAAGAGCGUUGGGAAACGAGAGAGACAAGACAUGCCUUUCUGAUGGGAGAUGAAUACAAAUUAGGAUUUUGCCCUCCUGCAGCUACGCCAGUUAAGCAAAUCAAUACUGAAGUGGAGAAAUGGUCAAAUUAGUCUCUGAUUCAUGCCAACUAAUCAUCAGUAUCAUUAGUUCUGAACUGAAACUGUGGAAUGAGUUGUUUGCUAACGGUUAAUAUGAAAUCAUUUUUUUGAAUAAAAGGGAUGAUGAAUUAAGGAGAGCUCCAUUUACAAAUGCGGUUUCAAAAAAGUUAGAAAAAAGAACAUUAAAAGACGGACCUCUGGUCAAAACCAUCAGUGCCACACCAUCAUGGCCUUUUUCAGUGUUACACCUGAACUGAUCCGUGUACAGUUUUAGAUUAAAGAUAUGAGACUGGAUUAAAAGCAGGUUUUACAGAGUGGAGGCGAGAUGGAGCUGGACAACAGCUCACUGGACUACUUCAUUAGAAACUUCACAGAGAUUCCUAACACCACUACAACACCACCCUGGAGCGAGGCCACACUCCUCGGUCUCCAGGUCUCUCUGUCUGCUCUGUUAGCCAUUGUCACCUUGGCUACUGUCCUUUCAAAUGCCUUUGUCAUCGCCACCAUCUUUCUGACCAGGAAGCUCCACACACCUGCCAACUUCCUAAUUGGCUCGCUCGCCGUCACAGACCUGUUGGUUUCCAUUUUAGUCAUGCCAAUUAGCAUCGUGUACACUGUCAGCAAGACCUGGUCGCUGGGGCAGAUUGUUUGUGACAUCUGGCUGUCAUCUGAUAUCACAUUCUGCACCGCCUCCAUCUUGCACCUGUGUGUAAUUGCGCUGGAUCGCUAUUGGGCUAUCACGCAUGCGCUGGAGUACUCAAAACGCCGCACCAUGCGCCGUGCAGGGAUCAUGGUUGGGGUGGUGUGGGUGAUAUCUAUAUCGAUUUCCAUGCCUCCACUUUUCUGGCGGCAGGCCAAAGCCCAUGAGGAGCUUACAGAGUGUAUGGUGAAUACAGAUCAGAUCUCUUACACCCUAUACUCCACCUUCGGCGCCUUCUACGUUCCCACAGUGCUUCUCAUCAUCCUCUACGGUCGGAUUUACGUUGCAGCCCGCUCUCGCAUUUUUAAGACACCGUCGUCGUCUGGGAAGCGUUUCACCACAGCGCAGCUCAUCCAGACCUCUGCAGGGUCCUCUCUCUGUUCUCUUAAUUCCUCCUCCCACCACGAAGCACACCUACACUCUGGCAAUGCGGGAGGUGUGGGAGGAGGAGGGGGAGGGUCGCCUCUGUUCAUGAACAGCGUGAAAGUGAAGCUGGCAGACAACGUACUGGAGAGGAAACGUCUGUGUGCAGCACGGGAGAGGAAAGCAACCAAGACACUGGGCAUCAUCCUGGGCGCGUUCAUUGUCUGUUGGCUUCCCUUCUUUGUUGGCACGCUUGUCAUGGCGAUAUGCAAAGAGUGCUGGUUUGAUCCAGUGCUGUUUGACAUCUUUACAUGGCUGGGAUACCUGAACUCCCUCAUCAACCCUGUAAUCUAUACAGUCUUCAACGACGAAUUCAAGCAGGCUUUCCAAAAGCUCAUCAAAUUCAGACGGUGCUCCUGAAAAAAAGACAAGUGUGGAUUAAAACUGGCAUAUCCAGUGAAAAAAAAUGGAGUGAAAAAGGCAAAACAAAAACAAGAAAAUAGAUAAUAGUCAGAGUGGAAAUAUUGUACAAAAAAAUGUACCAUCUUGUAAACACAUGAUAAAUGUGAUUUUUUUAAAUACAUGAAAUAUCUGUGCAUAGGCCUUUAGAUACCUACAGUAUUUCAAUUAUAAAGACUUGUGCAUGCAUCCUAAAGAAGACCCCCCCCCCCCCCCUUUCCAGACAUUGCGAUGCACCAGAAUUCCCAAACCUAAGAAAAACUAAAAAAGAAGUUUGGGAAAUCUAUUUAAUAUGAGAGAGACAUUAUUGCUAUUUCUUGGAGCAAGGAAAAGCUUGUACACAGAUAAGGACCAGUGCGACUGUUUGGAAGGAGCAAACUCUGAACGACUGAAUUCAAUCGAGCCAAAAAAGAAAAGCCAUGAACCGUAUGUUGUCUUCAUCUCUGUGUCAUACUGUAUGCUGCUUUUCCUAUGUACUGUAAAGUUUCUGUGGAACAGUAAAGUACUUAGAAAGACUCCAACUUCUAAAAGCUCAGAAAAGCUUUGUCCAUGUAUGCAAAUGUGCAUUAAAUGUGUGUGCUGGUGGUGGGAGCUCUGUGCGCGCACAUGUGAGUAAAGGCAGAUAUGUGUUUGAAGAAGAAAGGAGGAUUUUGAAAAGGAAACUGCAUUUCAAGUCUGAAUAUUAAUUGUGACAAAUAGACUUGAGGCGAAAUUCAGGUUUUUGUGAUGGAUUACACGUGCUUCAUUUCCACCAAGGCAUAAUAGCUAUAGUAGUCGUGCAUGUAUUUCCCCAUUCAUGUUUUAGAAACAAACAAACGAAAAACAGAUCUGACAUGUGAUUUGAUCAUGAAGAAACAUUAAAAAAAUUAAUUAAAAAGAUGACUAACGUAACCAACUUUUUAUGUAUGCUCAAAAGGAAUUCUGCCCAAAAUAAUGACUUUAACUAAUCUGGAUGUAAUUUUGCUACGAGUACAAUGUAAAAUGUUACAUUUAAUGGAAUCUGGUUAAAUGAAAUUUACUUACCAAAAACGUUUUCCUUAACAAAUAAGCAGCAUCAGCGUCAUUGCUUCAUGUUAACUGAGUGAAUAAUCUUUUUUUUUUUUAUUUGGAUUGUAAAAAAUGCAACAAUGAGGGAUUUCCUUGUUGAUAGAUGUGAAAUAAUGUGACUCUAUAGUCUUAUAUUCUGUUUAUUUUGUAAUUUAUUGAUUAACACAAAUACUGGCCUGAUAUUAAUGACUGAUUUGCAAACUUUUAGAGAAUCCCUGAGCUCCCUACCAUGAGGAACAACACAAGGUGGACACACUGCUGGCUAUACAUGUACAUAUUUGUGGUAGCUUCACUUUGUCUCUAGAUCAGUCUGACAAUGAUCGGAUGGAUUGCCCAGUGUAAUGGACAGUCUUUGAAGAUAUUAUGCUGAACCACCAGCUCAGACCCUUAAAAUGAAUAUAUUAUUUAUGUGCAAUUUAUAUGUUUACAUUUCCUGAGUGUGCUUUUUGAUACUUCAGCUCAUUGUGCAGCAGAGUAAAGCUCUCUUACUGCGAAAUGUAUUUUUAAUGAAAUGCUUCUUUUUUGUUGAGCUCAGCAAAGGCAUCUCAAUAAUGGUGUACAUUUUCCUCAUUUUCUGUCAUUUACAUACUGUUAAAUGCUUGGACGUUCAUAUAUUUUUGACAUGGAUGAAGUUAAAAAAUACGAAAACAAAAAAAGGCAACCAUAUGUAUUAGCUUUGAACCAGAAUU